Lathyrus sativus (Indian pea) is the source of this 1068-nucleotide messenger RNA. The record is from the annotation of a GenBank genome assembly. Lineage: Eukaryota; Viridiplantae; Streptophyta; Magnoliopsida; Fabales; Fabaceae.
AUGGGAACUCUCAAAGAUAAGACUGUUUUACUUGUAACUCAUCAAGUUGAUUUUUUGCAUAAUGUUGACUCUAUCAUGGUGAUGCGUGAAGGAAGAGUAGUGCAAAGUGGAAAGUAUGAUGAACUUCUCAAAGCAGGCAUAGAUUUUGGUGCACUUGUGGCAGCUCAUGAAUCCUCUAUGGAGAUAUUAGAAACAAGUGAUAAUUCCAAUGAUGAUUCUUCUCAGUCUCCAAAACUCGCCUGCAUUGUAUCGAAAGAAAAAGAAAGAGAGGUUGAAAAGCAGUCCUCUCAAGAUCAAUCUAAGUUUGAUGAUAAAACUGCAGCAAAGCUCAUUGAAGACGAGGGAAGAGAAACUGGACAUGUGAGCCUUAAAGUAUACAAACAAUAUUUCACAGAAGCAUUCGGAUGGUGGGGAAUAGCACUUGUAGUAGCAAUGUCAGCUGGUUGGGUGUUGUCAUUUUUAGCUGGUGAUUAUUGGUUAGCAAUUGCAACUUCUGAUGGUUCUGGCAUUCCUUCUUUUACUUUCAUUUUUGUCUAUGCUGCUAUAGUUGUUGUUGCAUGCAUAGUUCUUAUAGGAAGAGCUUUCAUGUAUACGUAUUUGGGUUUGAAGACAUCUCAAAGAUUCUUCGUUGGAAUGCUUCAAAGUAUCCUUCGUGCACCAAUGUCAUUCUUUGAUACCACUCCUUCUGGCAGAAUCUUGAGCCGUGUAUCUACUGAUAUAAUUUGGGUGGAUAUAACAAUUCCAAUGUUUACAAACUUUGUAAUGAUAACAUACUUAUCAUUAUUCAGUAUCCUUAUUGUCACAUGCCAGAACUCUUGGGAGACUGUCUUUCUCGUAAUUCCACUGGUCUGGCUCUACAACUGGCAUAGGAAAUAUUAUCUUGCAACAUCUAGGGAAUUGACUCGUCUUAAUUCAAUCACAAAAGCUCCGGUGAUUCAUCACUUUUUAGAGACCCUUUCUGGUGUUAUGACAAUCCGUAGCUUAAGAAAGCAGAAUGAAUUUUGUGAUGAAUAUAUUGAUAGGGUGAAUGCAAGUCUAAGAAUGGAUUUCCCAUUCCAAACUUGUUAG